AUGAAUUCGAUCCAACAUCUUAUGAUUGAAAUGAUUGGGAAAUUUUGUUCGAUACUUAUAUCGAUGUCGAAGAAACCUACUGAAUGCACUUAUUCGGAAAUAAUUAAAAAACUUCGUACAAAUUAUGCACGUGUUACAUUUUUUGCAACGCGUCAAGAAUCAUCACAAACUGUUACUGAUUUCUCAAAUUCUCUUCGAGAUAAAUCAGUAACAUAUAAGUUUCCAAAUGAUUUUUGCGAAGAUGCUUUAAUUGUAGCAUUCGUCGGUGGUUUAAGAAAUGAACAUGUUCGAAAACAUUUAAUGCAGCAAAGUUUGGAAACAUUUGAACAAACACUUAAUACAGCACGAAUAUUUGAAUCAGUUCUUAUUCAGGCUGCUAAUGUUAAAGAUAAUUUAUCAGAAGAUUCAUAUAUUAUGGAAAUUCAACAAAAUGAUAAACACUAUGAAUGUUCAUCACAAACGUUUUUGUUCAAGUUUGUAACAAAGAAGGUCAUUGUUAAAGUUUGUCGUUCACAAACAACUUCAAAUAACGUUAAGAUUAAUACUGUAUGUCCUGUAAAAUAUCAACCAAAUAUAGAUGAAGAUCCAAUUCAAAUUCCUAUCCAAAUUGAUGGUUUAUAUGUUACAUUUGAAUUAGAUACGGGUUCUCCUAUCACGAUUAUCAAUGAACAUAUACGGAAGAAGAUGGGAAAACCAAAAUUAACACCUGUUAAAUCAAUUUAUAGUAGUUUUACAGGUCAUUCUAUUCAUCUGAAGGGAGAGAAAAUGGUGAAGAUGAUUUACAAUGGGCAAAGUUCUCGAUUAAAAAUUUUAGUUGGUGGUAGAAAUCGAAAUAAUAUUGUUGGUCAUAAUUGGAUUAAUUCUUUACAUUUAAAUAGAAUUAAAUUAAAUGAUAUGUUUUCAAAUAAUACGAUUUCUAAUGUUAAUUCUGAAAUUAAAUAUAUUCGAACAACACCUGAACAUCCUCAAUCAAUUGAUCAAACUGAACGUAAUGUUUAUUUUGAAAAAUCUGUUCUUACAAAGGGACUUCAUAAUAGACAAAAUAUUUCUAAUGUUCUUUCUAAAUGUUUAUGCUGUUCCAGAACAACUCCUCAUCCAGCAAUUAGUACAAAUCCAACUGAAUUGUUCUUAAAACGGCAACGUCAAACCGUAUUAGAUUUAUCACGUUCCGAUGCAACUGAUGCAUCAAGUAACAAAGUUUUUGUUCAUGAUUUUAGGAAUCAUUCGAACAAAGUCGAAUGGGUGCCUGGUGUGCUUAUUGGUCGUGAAGGACCUCGAAUAUGGACUGUCAAGGUUGGAAUACCAAUAUGGCAUCGUUAUGAUGAUCAAAUUAAACAUCGUCAAUGGUCAAGUGAUGAUGAUGUCAUCGUCAUAGGUCCAUUAAAAACAACAACAGGUCAUGAUAAAGACUCAUCAACUUCUCCUUCUACAUCUGAUCAAGGACCAGGGACAAUCUAA
Rotaria sp. Silwood2 is the source of this 1458-nucleotide messenger RNA. NCBI's taxonomy places the organism in Eukaryota, Metazoa, Rotifera, Eurotatoria, Philodinida, Philodinidae. The record is from the annotation of a GenBank genome assembly.